AUGCGAACAUUGGAUGAGCAACGUUGCAUUCAUAAAGCGGAAAUUGAACGUCUCAGUCGUUCCAAUCAACUUCAAUGCGACAAUUUAGAUAAUAAAUUAGCGGAAGCAGAAAAAUGUGUGGAAGAAUUGAUUCGAGAUAAGAAAAAUCUUGAAAUAACACUAAGUAAAGAUACAAAUGAAAAAGUUGCAGAGCUAUCGAAAGAAAUUAGCAGUUUAAAUACGGCAUUGGAAAUUAAAUCAACCGAAAUUAAAACAUUGCGACAUUCGAAUGCAAAAUUGCAGCUGAAAGUGGAAGAGAUUCCAUUGAAAGAUAUCGAAAUAAGCAAAUUAAAACAUCGUGUUCGUGAGCUAAAAAUAUUGGUGGAUCAAAAAACUAAUACAGAAAAAAUUUUGGCAUCGAAGUUUGAAGAGUUACAACGUUCUGCACGUAAUCAAGCAGUAAUGUCUGAAUCGAUGCUAAAAGAGAAUGAUUUAUUGCGGUACAAAAUUGAGGAAAUGGAAUCGUCAACAUCGGAGGGAGAGCCAAAUACUGGAAAAAUUGAUUAUGCGAUAAAAUAUCACACACCGCAAUCUGUAAAUGUUUCCUCGACUCGUUUAUGUCAAACUGAACGACGUCCACCAACUUCAAAUACACCGCAUCGAUCUUCACAAUCACGUCGUGAUGUAAUGACUCGUUCGGUUAUUUCAUUAUAUCUCGAACAGGGACGGAAUCAAUUUACCAAAGAAAAUAUUGAUACCAUUUAUGCACCGGAAGGAACAUUUAUUGCAAAAGAUCGCGGUUGCUCACAAAGGUUAUCUUUUGAUGAUGCGCAUGAUGCAGAUGAUGAAGGAACUCCUCGUCUUAUUCGGACAAACGAGCAAUCACCAGUUUCUGGAAAUAAUAAUUAUCAUGAAGCAUCAAGACCAGCGAGCACUGUGCUGGACAAUGGUAUAUCAGUUUGA
Messenger RNA from Acanthocheilonema viteae, 942 nucleotides. The record is from the annotation of a GenBank genome assembly. Lineage: Eukaryota; Metazoa; Nematoda; Chromadorea; Rhabditida; Onchocercidae.